Molecule: messenger RNA, 2430 nt
Organism: Aspergillus niger
Lineage: Eukaryota; Fungi; Ascomycota; Eurotiomycetes; Eurotiales; Aspergillaceae
Exons: 3
Coding region: 1-2430 (809 amino acids)
Biological process (GO): double-strand break repair via nonhomologous end joining; interstrand cross-link repair; protection from non-homologous end joining at telomere
Molecular function (GO): 5'-3' DNA exonuclease activity; damaged DNA binding
Source: RefSeq, a predicted model, not a curated record
AUGCCUACGCCGUUCCCUCCUAGAAAGCCCUCUACGCCGUCCCGCGCAACACCCGCGAAGUCGAAAGCUACGAAACGCAAUACCAGUCUUCUCAGUUUCUUUCAGAAGGCGGACGGCCCGCCGAAAGCUACGUCCCGGCAAUCGCGGAUUACGCAAUUCGCGACGAAGGCGGAGAGAAGUAAUACUGGUAAUGAGGGCUCCUCGGGGGUGAGGGGUGGGAAUGGGGCUGCUGGUGCCGGGGGUUUGUUUUUGGAGGAUGCCAAGAAGGUGGUUAGUCUUACGAGUGGAGGGGACUAUGUCAGGGAAAAGACACCGGAGGAUAUUUGGGAGGAAGAAGGAGAAGAAGAAGAACGGUUCCAGGAGAAUGGGGGCAGUGUGAAGAAGAGGAGGGUUGGGGAAGCUAUUGCGCUGGAAGAUGACAUUGAUAAUGGGAGUGGGGAGGAUAAGAAGAGGAAGACGGAGAGUGAGAGUGGCACUGAGGAGAAGUCAAAGCCGAAGCCGUCUCGAUCAGUCAGUGGACCGUUCAUUGAUGAGUCGGAUAGUGAGAGCGAGGAUCUUGAGCAGUUCAGGGAAUACGAGAAUGGGACUGAGAAUGAGACCGGGGUAUUGGAUGAGAAGACAAACUCGGCGGAUGAAACCCGGACCCCCGCAGUCGAUGUCGACACACCACCGGUAAGAGAAGCCACGAGCCACGCCGAUGAUGAUUACGCGAAUUUUGACGAUCUAGAAGAGGACGAGUUUCGAGGGGAAGAAGACUUCUUAGGUGCAUUUGACGACGAUGAGGAUUACAAGGGUGAUAUUGGAUUUGAUGAUAGCGGGGUUUUGGGUGAAGAUUUUGGAUGCGAAGCGCCGGUGUGUCCCGUAUGUCAGGCUGUUUUGACAGGCUUGUCCGAGACGGAUGUCUCGGUACAUGUCAAUGACUGUCUUGAUGGGAAGCCUACGGAGUUGCUGAAACACGAGCCAGAGGCGGAGGCAGACCCGGACCCGGAGCCGGGACCGGAGCUAAAGACUACGAAAGGAAUGGGCCUUGCGGACAGGGCUGCUAUUGCGAGACCAGCGCAGCGUGACCCAUAUGCCUCUGGGGUCGCAGGGACGAGGUCGGCUUUUUCGAAGCUCAUGGCCGGCAACGCGGAAGAUACAGCAUGGAGUGCAGCGGCGGCGAACGAGGUUGCGUCCCGUGGCAAACAGGCGUAUCAACGGACGUGUCCGUUCUACAAGAUCAUCCCUGGAUUCUCCCUCUGUGUGGAUGCAUUUCGAUACGGAGCCGUAGAGGGAUGUAAUGCGUACUUCCUUAGUCACUUCCACAGCGACCAUUACAUCGGCCUGACGGGGUCGUGGCGCCAUGGACCAAUCUACUGCAGCAGACCUACGGCCAACUUGGUGUGCCAGCAACUGAAGGUCGACCGGAAGUGGCUUGUACCACUUGAGUUCGAGCGGAAGACGGAAAUCCCGGAUACAGGAGGAGCGCAGGUGACUUUGAUCGAGGCUAAUCAUUGUCCUGGGAGCGCCAUCUUUCUCUUCGAGAAAUCAAUGGGAUCGGGUCCCUCGCAGAGAACACAUCGUGUCCUCCACUGUGGUGACUUUCGCGCCUCGCCGCUUCAUGUGCAACAUGCCCUUCUCCGCCCGGAGAUUGCUGACCCCGCAACCGGCAAGGCUCGCCAGCAACGAAUCGAUGCCUGCUAUCUGGACACUACAUAUUUGAGCCCCAAGUAUGCAUUCCCUGGCCAAGAAGAUGUCAUACAAGCCUGCGCAGAACUUUGCGUUGAGCUCGAUGGGGACGCCAACGACACCAAUGGACGAGCCCGCCCCCCUGGCCGGCUAUUGGUAGUAAUAGGGACGUACAGCAUCGGCAAAGAACGCAUCUGUCUGGGGAUCGCACGGGCAUUGAAGAGCAAGAUCUACGCGACGCCAGCUAAGCAGCGCGUCUGUGCGUGCCUCGAGGAUGCUGAGCUGUCAUCGCUGCUGACAGACGAUCCCACGGAGGCGCAGGUGCAUAUGCAAACGCUAUUCGAGAUCCGGGCGGAAACGCUGGCGGAUUACCUGGACUCGAUGAAGCCGCACUUCACGCGGGUGGUGGGAUUUCGACCAACCGGGUGGACGUAUCGCCCGCCAGCUGGCCGAAUGCUGGACAACCCACCGGUGUCGGUGGUGCUCAAUUCGGCACAUUGGAAGACGCCCUUUUCUGCGAAAGACCUGGUGCCACAGCGAGGGAGUACGCGGGAAAGCGCAUGCUUUGGAGUGCCGUACAGUGAGCACAGCUCAUUUCGGGAGUUGAGCAUGUUCUGCUGCGCACUCCGGAUCGGACGGGUGAUCCCGACAGUGAACGUAGGUAGCCGGAAAAGUCGGGAGCGCAUGAAGGCGUGGAUUGAGCGAUGGGAGGCGGAGAAGCGGAAGAAUGGGUUGUACCGCGUGGAGGGGAAUAGCUGGUAG